CUCGACAACACUAUCACCAUGCGUCACUCACUUUCGAAGACGCUCGCUCUCGGACUUUUGUCUGCAUACAUUCUACACAGUAGCGGCAAGCCUAUUAUACCGAUCGCUCCAUGCCAAAGCGAGGUAGAUUGUAAAGACCCACACGAGAACACGAAUUGGCCUCAUCUUGCCCGUACUGAUGCUCUUCCACCCGCACUCGACCGCAGAGCUAGUGGCGGAGGACGCCCGAACAGGCCCGAUGAGAACAGUCCCAACGCACCUCAGGCGAACCCUCAUGAUCAGAACAGUCCUUCUGACGCCGGAGACCAGCAGGGCGAGUCUGGGGGGUUCAGCAACGAGCAAGAGACCUCUGGUGGCUCCUCCCAUUCGCAGGAAACCGAAGGAGGGUUCAACAACAACAACGGGGAUGAUACGGGCAAUCCAGGCUCUAGUUCGCAACCAGCGGUCCCGGACCCGAACGCUCAACCAGCAAACCCGAAUCCAGCCCCGAACUCCAACCCGGCUCCAAAUCCAAAUCCAGCCCCGAACCCUAAUGUGGCUCCAAAUCCUAACCCAGCCCCGAAUGUACCUGCGGCUAACAAUCCAGGUCAGCCAAAUGCUGUUCAGUACCAACCCUCAGUAAGGAACAACCACAAUCAACCGGCAACAAGCAACGGUCCUCCAAUCAUUCUCCCGGGCAACAUUAAAGCCAUCGCUGUUACAGAUCGCAGGAACAGCUUCCAGACGAUAAUAACCACCCACAACCUCAACAACCAGCCAUGGUUCUUCUACAGUGGUCUGGAUGACAUGAAAUUCAAUGGAGAAUACAAGACAUCCCUUCAAAGCCAUGUCGGGGCGCAAGGCAGCAUGCGAUCUAUGAACGAUGUUUUGCCCAUGGACGACAAAAGUAUAUGGGAUGAACCUAGCAAACAUGAUGAGUGGAAGAAAUACAAUGACGAGCAGGCAAGUGGUGCUGAGCACUAUUACUGGGCUGUAAACUCGAAGGCUUUAGGUCAAGCAGUUCAAGGACAUGUUUACGUUGCGGUCCCUGGAGGCCGAGGCGUGAACCAACCCUACCCCGACAAAGGCUCGAACUGGUGGACAUAUGAGCUUCCAGAGCUCACUCGCAAUCCCAAUGUCGACAGUGUCAGAGUCGUCCCUUUCGUUAAAGACAAGGAUAACAACGACGCCGACCCGACGAAGUAUAUUCACUAUGGUCCUGAGACGCAGAUUUGGACACGAGGAGACGAGCCGAUUGGUUUUCCAGCAAACGAGUAUGACCGCCUGGAGAGACCCGGUGAGACAUGGGAGAAGCAGCCCGAGGUUGAUAUACCGAAGGCAAACUAAUACGGUGUGGAUGUAUGGUUCAAUCCAGAACUGAUGAUGGCUUUUGCGCUCGGUCUUUUCGACUAAUUGAAAGACUCGGUUUUGGAUCGAAUGGCAGAUCGGAUUCGUCUGAUAUCAUGCCUCUUUGCUCUUGUCGCUCGUUUUUGUGUCAGGUUCUUUUGGUUUCUUUUUACGCACUCGUUCUGUUUCCAUAGUAGUGAAAAUCUUUAGACUCUAUAGUUGUACGACAGCCUUCAACAUAUACUGUAUCGUUGCUGGUAUGCAGACUAGCCGACGUCGAUAUUCUGUUCAACACGUUGACUAAGGCAGGUGCCUGAUUGUUUGCGCCCGCCAGUGAGUGGUUCCUCUUGACACAAUACUAGGCCAUGAAAAGGGGUCUUCCAAUGGUUGAAAGAACAGUCGCGAGCUCGUUGUAAGACAUCGAAC
Molecule: messenger RNA, 1752 nt
Organism: Alternaria rosae
Lineage: Eukaryota; Fungi; Ascomycota; Dothideomycetes; Pleosporales; Pleosporaceae
Exons: 1
Coding region: 19-1326 (435 amino acids)
Source: RefSeq, a predicted model, not a curated record